Molecule: messenger RNA, 3190 nt
Organism: Pogoniulus pusillus (Red-fronted tinkerbird)
Lineage: Eukaryota; Metazoa; Chordata; Aves; Piciformes; Lybiidae
Gene: FANCC
Product: FA complementation group C
Exons: 16
Coding region: 60-1817 (585 amino acids)
Biological process (GO): interstrand cross-link repair; cellular response to oxidative stress; nucleotide-excision repair
Cellular component (GO): Fanconi anaemia nuclear complex
Source: RefSeq, a predicted model, not a curated record
GCGAAAAUUGCAAGGCGGCAGGUGGGAGCCGGCCGCGGUGGUUGAAUUGUAAAGAGAAUAUGAACGCUGCUGUACUUGCCCCUCGGUGGAGACUUGUCUCUAGAGAAUAUAGCAGUGGGAAGGAUUGUGGAAUGGCACAGGACACUGCAGUGCCCAAACUGAACUUUGAAUAUUGGUUGGAUAAGGCUAUCGAGUGGGGUCAAGCCACCACACUGGAAUCACAGAAGGAUGUGUACCUUCACUUGCCUCAGCUCCAGCAGUUUCUACAUCAGCUUUAUGAAACUUUAAAACAUAUGGAUUCCAUUGUAGCAAUCCAGCAGUUCCCUUUAAUUGGCCAGCUUCUUGGAAGACUUUGUUGGAAUCCUUUUGUUAUAGGUUAUGAUGAAAGUCAGAAGGCUUUGAUGUGGUGCUUAUGUUGUCUAUUCAGCAAUGAACCACAGAACCCUGUGGAAUUGAAGGCAAACAGCUGGAUACAGAGUUUGCUGUGCCAUCUUCUUUCUUCUUCUAAGUGGGAAAGUAAUGAAGCUGAAACCAGUAGGUUCAUAUCAAAUCUGGGCUACACGUCAGCAGAUUACCACUGUUACUUAGUUAAAAAUAUGGUCUUAGCAUUAGUAACAGAACUCAGAGGCAAUAAUUUCAACGGACUUUAUGUUCAGGAGAGAAUUUCAGACAGUCAUGUGAAUGCUGUGUCCCGUUUCUGUCUCCCUCUCAUUACUCUCCCUGAUCUAACUCCAUUGCUGGAAGCUCUCCUUUGUUACCAUGGAGGUGCAUCAAAAGAAAUUCUCAGUUCAGAAUUUCUGGAGGCUGUGAAUGAGGCCUUUCUGAAGAAGAAGAUCUUUCUCCCUGCAUCAGCUGUCUCCAGCCUCUGGCUUCGUCACUUACCAAGCCUUGAAAAAGCUGUGUUGUAUGUCUUAGACCAGCUGGUUUCCAUUCAGGUCAAUUCACUAGAAGAAGUGGCUUGUGUCAUAAAAGACUCCUUCCUGCCACAAGCAGCAGCCCAUCCUGCCAUUUUCAGAAUCGUUAAUGAGAUUUUCAAGAAUGCGCUCCUGGAAACCAAUGGAGCUGUAGAAAUUAUAACCACAAUACAGGUGUUUACACAGCUCUUCUUUGAGGCUCUUCGAAAUGAAAACAAGCAGCACAAGUUUCCACUGAAGUCCUACUUCCCUUACCAUCACCAGCCUCUUGUAACAGCCUUAUUCAAACGUCCUUCUGAACUGCCGGCUAUGUACUGGUCUCAGCACUUGAAACGCAUUUCAGAUAUACUGAAGGCAUUAGUAGAAGACACAAGCAUUAGUUCUCUCGAUGACCUUUUUGAAAUAUGGUUUCUGGUUGCUGGUUUUGGAGAAUGGCUAGAUAUUGCAGCAGAACAGUUACUGAAGGCUGCUGUAGAACCAGAUGCUUUACUGUGGCUGCUGGCAUUUUACUACUGUCCUCAGAAUGAAAAUCAACAAAGGACUCAAACAAUGGUAGAAGCUCAAGCAGUCUACAGCCAUCUAAUGACACUUUUCAGCCGUAUGGUCCUUUCUGUCAAAGAUCUGGAGGCUGCUGUACACAGUGCAACAGACACAGAGCAGUCUUGUAUCCAGCAUCUUACAACACAUCUUCUUAUCUACUUUUUGCUCUUUUCUUCUGGUGGACAUAUGAUUGCCCAGGAACUUAUUUACCAUAUAACUGAGACAAGUGAUAGAAGCAAAGAAGUUUGUAGCCUUCUUACUCGUACCGCAUACAGAAUUAACCAUGGUGGAGGAAGAGAUGAAGAGGAAAAGCAAAGGAUUGUCACACUGCUGAACCAACUUCUUCACAAACUGAAAGCUUAGGUUUUUAAUGUCAUCUAUUUAUCAAGCACACAAAUCAUACCUCUAUCCAGAUGUGAGACUUUCAUUAACAUCUUGCACCACAGAUUACCAAGGACAGGAAAAUAUGAAUUUAAGCAUAUCCUGCAACUUUGUAUUCCCUCAUAUAUGUAUUUUAAAGUAAUCCUUUGUUUGGAAAUGUUAACCUUUUCGAAUAUAGCAGUAAAUACUAAAGGUACUUGGCAGUUUGGUUCUGAUGCCUUCUUUAACAAGUGAUUGACGUAUUUUAAAGCAAUUCUCUUACCUCCUUGUUGUUUGUCUGGUGGAGGAUCACUUUUUCUCCCAGGUUGCACAUGAAUUUAUUAGCAAAUCAUAUCCAAUUGCUUGUUGGGCAAAUUGUUCCUAAAAUGUUUCAUUUUAUAUUUUUUUUUCUUUUAUGAAACUUAACCAUGAUUGUUAAGUGAGAGCUAGUGAUUCACGGUGAAUGCACUCCCUGUUCUCAGGAAAUCAACAACGUUUCCUGAACGCUUUAGUCUUUUUUGAAAGAGUUUCCAAAAUUAAAUUCCUCUCAGAUUUGCUAAGUUACUUUUUUCAGCACUGCAGCUUUCACAGGACAGUGUUCCCUGCAAAGAACUAUAUCAAACAGCUGGUCUCUGUCAGCAGGUAGGUUGCUUCCACUGCAGCCUGUUUUCAGUGUGCCAUGGCUGAUGCUGUUGUUCAGUAGGGGUUUUUUUUAUAUAUAUGUAUUCAGACAAAACAGGGCAAGCACAACAUAAGCAUAAGGGAACUUUCCAAGUUGAGAGCCAGAUUUCCUGAAGAGAGCAUGUGGUUGCAACUCAUCUCCUUCCUUUUUGUGUCCAGAGGUACUUUGCUUGCUUCUUUGUUUAGGUUUUUUGUUUAGUGGAGAAUGUAGACAGGGAGCGAUAGCUUGCUGCUUUACCGUUACAAAAGUGUGUGUCUUAGGAAGUUCUGUGAACCCAUUUCUAGCUUAACUAGAGAAGUAAGCGUGGCCAGCAGCAGUGACACAGGAUUCUCAGUAAUUUGUUCUCAAUAUUACCCAGUUUUAAUGUCAACACUUUUGUUAUGCUCAAAGAUACCACUUUGAAUACUAUUCUUGAACAUAAAGUCAGCGGUGUGCAUUUUAAAGUAACACAACUAUAUUAAUUUAACAUUUGGUUUUGAGCAAGGGAAAAGAAAACAAAUGUCCUUUGGCUGUAAGAAGUGGAAGAAUAUUUUCUGUAAUGCUUCUGACUGAUUACUUACAAUUUUAUUCCAAGUGAGUCAUAUCAGACCAAAUUACACAUUUCAUGUCAUGUCAGUUGUUUUUUUAAUGUUUGUAAUAUUUGGUUCCAGAGUAUGGAGGAAUAAUAAAUACAUAAUUUAAGUCUGUGAAGAAA